Messenger RNA from Alosa sapidissima (American shad), 1175 nucleotides. It is a transcript of the gene park7, whose product is annotated as parkinson protein 7. Gene Ontology annotation, biological process: guanine deglycation, glyoxal removal; protein deglycation, glyoxal removal. Gene Ontology annotation, molecular function: protein deglycase activity. The transcript has 6 exons. Gene Ontology annotation, cellular component: cytosol; nucleus. Lineage: Eukaryota; Metazoa; Chordata; Actinopteri; Clupeiformes; Clupeidae. The record is from RefSeq and is a predicted model, not a curated record. Bases 121 to 690 code for a protein of 189 amino acids.
GUAGCCGUACGUAACCUGUUGGACGAACGCGUGAUUUCGGGUACGGAGUCUGUCGCCCAGAGGUCCAAAGACAGUUUCUACACCUGCACCAAGUUGCACUGAGCAAUAUAUUACAAAAAUAUGACAGGCAAGCGUGCAUUAGUCAUUUUGGCAAAGGGUGCAGAGGAGAUGGAAACUGUUAUACCGGUGGACGUCAUGCGUAGAGCUGGGAUUGCAGUCACUGUAGCUGGGCUGACUGGAAAGGAACCGGUCCAGUGCAGUCGUGAUGUGUUCAUCUGUCCAGAUACUAGCUUGGAGGAUGCCCGCAAACAGGGGCCGUAUGAUGUUGUACUUUUACCAGGAGGAGCAGGAGGAGCCCAGAACCUCUCAGAGUCUACAGCUGUGAAGGAAGUGUUGAAGGACCAGGAGGGCAGAAAGGGUCUGAUUGCAGCCAUCUGUGCAGGUCCCACAGCACUGCUGGCCCAUGGCAUUGCCUACGGCAGCACAGUCACCACCCACCCCGGCAUGAAGGACAAGAUGAUGAAUGGAGACCACUUUAAGUACUCGGAGUCCCGUGUUCAGAAGGAUGGCCACAUCAUCACCAGCCGAGGCCCGGGCACCAGCUUCGAGUUUGCCCUGACCAUCGUGGAGGAGCUGAUGGGAGGAGAGGUGGCAGCGCAGGUCAAGGCCCCUCUGGUCUUGAAAGACUGAUGUGCAUCAGCAGUACCUGCCUCAAGCAACAUCUCUGCCAGCAGCACCAGGAGGUGGAUCCACAGCUCCCCAUCAAAGUGUGUCAGUGUGUGCAGGAGACAAAAAAAAAAAGACACUGGGAAAUUAAGGGAGGAAUCCAGCUUUAUGGUCAGUGUAUUCCUCACUCAGUAGGCAAUAGGAUAGGCUUUGCACUUUAAACAUUAAUUUAAUAUGUUUCCUGAAUUCUGGUGAAAUUGUUCAUAUAAAAUGAAUAAGUGAAAAAACUCUCCUUGUGUCUGAAACAUUCACUCAUUCACUACAGUGAGUGAAUAACUACUAUGUUGGUUAUUCACUAGUGCACUAUGUAGUGAAUGAGUGGAAGUUGUGGGAAAGGUUAGAUGCAAUUCACACAAAUGUUUGAAUGUGGAAUUUCAUGUGCAGCUUAUUGCAGUCAAGAACAACAUAUUCAAGGAUUGUUAUACCCAAUAAAGGCCCUGUCAACUCUA